This is a messenger RNA of Oppia nitens, 453 nucleotides long. RefSeq names its product ubiquitin-fold modifier-conjugating enzyme 1-like (gene Ufc1). Gene Ontology annotation, biological process: protein K69-linked ufmylation. Gene Ontology annotation, molecular function: UFM1 conjugating enzyme activity. Gene Ontology annotation, cellular component: cytoplasm. Lineage: Eukaryota; Metazoa; Arthropoda; Arachnida; Sarcoptiformes; Oppiidae. The coding region runs from base 1 to 453 and encodes 150 amino acids. The record is from RefSeq and is a predicted model, not a curated record. The transcript has 3 exons.
AUGGCAGACGAUAAGACCAAGAAGACAUUGGGCAGUAUACCGUUGAUGAAGACAAAAGCUGGUCCACGGGAUCGCGACUCGUGGCCGCAACGGCUUAAAGAGGAAUAUCAGUCGCUUAUUCAGUAUGUCCAACAAAACAAAGAUAAUGAUAACGAUUGGUUCCGACUCGAGUCCAAUAAAGAUGGCACCAAAUGGUUCGGCAAGUGUUGGUUCAUUCAUGAGCUAAUCAAAUAUGAAUUUGAGAUCGAGUUUGAUAUUCCGGUCACAUAUCCGACAACAGCUCCCGAGAUAGCCAUUCCAGAAUUGGACGGAAAAACAGCGAAGAUGUAUAGGGGAGGAAAGAUAUGCACAUCGGAUCACUUCAAGCCAUUGUGGGCCCGAAAUGUACCGAAGUUUGGUAUCGCACACGCAAUGGCACUCGGGGUUAGUCACACUCGUCUACUAUUUAAUUGA